AUGGCGAGUAGCAGAACGGAGCAAGUGAAUGAACAACGUCAGCAAAUGCAGAGGCGUACAUUCUCAGAACGUCCAACUAUUGUCAUUCCCGAAUCAUUGGGAUCAGAGGUACAUAAGAAUUCGGGACCGAAACCUUGGGAUCUCGAAGUCAUACGAAACGACCGAGCAGCUAGACGAAAGGUCCAGUUCUCCGAAUCCAGUCACACCAGCUCUCGGCGCCAUCGCCAAUCGUUAGGGUCUAGAACUGAUGGCGGUAGCGACAUCAAAGAGCGCCCAGUGGCAAAUCCGUUUCUGGACCCAAUCGACAGCAUAGCGCCUGAUGAGAGUGGCGGAGUUUCGCCUCCAAGCGAGCCCGAGUUUUGCAAUAAUAUCACGGUGGUCACGCCCAACGGAACGUUUGCUGUAGCACAUUCUCCUCCGCCAAGUGUAAAGCCUCCAAAAGGCAAGUCAGAGACUCAAUAUCAAGGACUACAUCCUUUCGUCCCGGGUAAAGUGAGGCACACAACUCCGGGAGAAGUGAGUCGCAGGCACUUCACUCAAUAUGUCUACUCCAAAACGCAGACAGAUUAUGCUAUGACACACCACUACCUCUGCGAGACAAGCAAUCCGGAGGAGCCGGUAUAUUAUUACCACGAUGUAGGAGGAUACACAAGAUUGGAUCCGGAUCAUAGAUUCACGCUGCAUCUUGGGAACCAUUCCGAUACUCCUGUUCUUGGAGCGAUGUGGCAUAGCAGUUCGGGUAUGCAUUUUGCCGUUGGAAACCCUUUCAUGAACUUUAUGGAUAAAGACAACGAGAAUGUGACAACGAUUCAACGGCAGUACUGCGAUUAUCUCAAGCCAAUAUCUUCUGUUCCUUCGAGAUGGCAUAUGGACUUUACAUUUGGAGGCGGUGAUGGAGAGGGGCCGAAGAAGCAUUACAGAUGGCAGGUCGUGCAUCUUGCUGAAGCUAUUCCCCGUCUUCGACACGGUAAAUUGGAAUUACGAGAGCGGUACGAGGGAAUGUUGGAUGAGAAGGGAAAGAAGAGAGAGAAGGGCAAGUUGCUCGCCGCAUGCCGGAAUGUCGACGACCUCUGCACCAAUAUCUGGGUGCGUGAUCCCUCGGAGGAUUUCGAUAAUGAAUUGGCCAUGACCAAAUGGAAGACUUGGGUUCUUCUCACUUGGGGCGCCAUGCGUGAUAGGAUGCAAGGUCCGCAUAAUACUGGGUCUCCAUAUCAUACAAUUGGCUAUAAGAAGAGUACGAGAGUAGUUGAAAUACCUCGGAGCAGACGUCCCAUUUCUGCUACACUUUUUGGGUUGAAUUCUUCUCCGAGAACCGAGGAGAUUGAAGAGAGGAUGCUGGAUCCUGAUGAGUAUUAA
This is a messenger RNA of Cadophora gregata, 1356 nucleotides long. RefSeq lists its product as uncharacterized. The coding region runs from base 1 to 1356 and encodes 451 amino acids. The record is from RefSeq and is a predicted model, not a curated record. The transcript has a single exon. Lineage: Eukaryota; Fungi; Ascomycota; Leotiomycetes; Helotiales; Ploettnerulaceae.